Messenger RNA from Diospyros lotus (date-plum), 2284 nucleotides. Its product is annotated as glycine--tRNA ligase, mitochondrial 1-like. Gene Ontology annotation, cellular component: cytoplasm; mitochondrion. The record is from RefSeq and is a predicted model, not a curated record. The transcript has 9 exons. The coding region runs from base 75 to 1955 and encodes 626 amino acids. Gene Ontology annotation, biological process: mitochondrial glycyl-tRNA aminoacylation. Lineage: Eukaryota; Viridiplantae; Streptophyta; Magnoliopsida; Ericales; Ebenaceae. Gene Ontology annotation, molecular function: ATP binding; glycine-tRNA ligase activity.
GAGCUACACGCUGAAAGACAAAACCCCACCCAUAUCCUCUGUGUGCAGCGUAGGGCUUCGGAUUCCGCCGGAAAAUGGACCCCGCCCAGGAAGCCCAAAACCGGGAAGCUUUCCGCCAGGCGGUGAUCAACACCCUCGAGCGCCGCGUCUUCUACAUUCCUUCCUUCAAGAUCUACCGCGGCGUCGCCGGCCUCUACGACUACGGCCCUCCUGGCUGCGCCGUCAAGUCCAACGUCCUCGCCUUCUGGCGUCAGCAUUUUGUUCUAGAAGAAAACAUGUUGGAAGUUGAUUGCCCAUGUGUGACACCAGAAAUUGUGCUAAAGGCAUCAGGUCAUGUUGAUAAGUUUACUGAUCUCAUGGUGAAGGAUGAAAAGACUGGAACUUGUUACCGUGCUGAUCACCUACUCAAAGAUUUCUGCAAGGAGAAGCUUGAGAAAGAUCCUAAGAUCACAGAAGAGAAAGCAGCUGAGUACAAGCAUGUUCUUGCUAUACUUGACGAUCUUUCUGCCGAAGAAUUGGGUGCAAAGAUCAAGGAAUAUGGUAUUACUGCCCCUGAUACCAAGAACCCUCUGUCUGACCCCUAUCCAUUCAACUUAAUGUUUCAGACAUCUAUAGGUCCAUCUGGUUUGAGUCCUGGGUAUAUGCGCCCUGAGACAGCACAAGGCAUUUUUGUGAACUUCAAGGAUUUGUACUACUAUAAUGGGAACAAACUCCCUUUUGCUGCUGCUCAGAUUGGUCAAGCUUUUAGGAAUGAGAUAUCUCCUCGACAAGGUCUGCUAAGAGUCCGUGAGUUCACAUUGGCUGAGAUAGAACAUUUUGUGGAUCCAGAGGAUAAGUCUCACCCAAAAUUUCCUGAAGUUGCCAACUUGGAAUUUCUGAUGUUCCCAAGGCAAGACCAAGUCUCUGGGCGAUCUGCAAGGACAAUACGUCUUGGUACAGCAGUUUCUGAGGGCACUGUCAACAAUGAAACACUGGGCUAUUUUAUUGGGCGGGUGUAUUUGUUCUUGACUUAUCUUGGUAUAGAUAAAGAUCGCUUACGGUUCCGCCAACAUCUUGCAAAUGAGAUGGCACAUUAUGCUGCAGAUUGUUGGGAUGCUGAGAUUGAAUGUUCUUAUGGAUGGAUUGAAUGUGUUGGUAUUGCUGAUAGAUCUGCAUAUGAUUUGCGAGCUCACACGGAUAAAAGUGGUGUGCCCCUUGUGGCAGCUGAAAGAUUUGCAGAGCCCAGAGAAGUGGAGAAACUUGUUAUAACUCCAAGUAAGAAGGAGCUGGGCCUUGCAUUCAAGGGAAACCAGAAGAUGGUGGUUGAAGCAUUGGAGGCAAUGGAGGAAAAAGAAGCUAUGGAAAUGAAAACCACUUUGGAGACCAAGGGGGAGGUAGAAUUCCGUGUUUGCACGCUAGGGAAGGAUGUCACCAUAAAGAAGAACAUGGUCACAAUCUCUAAGGAGAAAAAGAAGGAACAUCAGAGGGUUUUCACACCCUCAGUAAUUGAACCAUCUUUUGGUAUUGGAAGGAUAAUUUACUGUCUCUAUGAGCAUUCCUUCUAUACACGUCCUAGUAAAGGUGGUGAUGAACAGUUGAAUGUUUUCCGUUUCCCUCCACUUGUGGCACCUAUCAAAUGCACUGUAUUCCCAUUGGUUCAGAAUCAGCAGUAUGAGGAGGUUGCCAAAAGCAUAGCAAAAUCAUUAACUGCUGCUGGUAUUUCAUAUAAGAUUGACAUAACAGGUACCUCAAUAGGGAAGCGGUACGCGAGGACAGAUGAACUUGGGGUUCCCCUCGCCAUUACAGUGGAUUCAACAUCUUCAGUGACAGUCCGGGAGAGAGAUAGCAAGCAACAGGUUCGGGUCAACAUUGAGGAGGUGGCAUCAGUUGUGAAGGAAGUGACGGAUGGUGUGAGCACUUGGGGUGAUGUGCAGUGGAAAUAUCCAAGUCAUUCAUCCGCGGGAGGCGAGGAGUGAAGAUGGGAGGUUAUAAUCUUGCUUUUUGGCACUGAUGUUGUCAAAUCCAACAUUUGAUGUUAUAAUCCUGCUGUUUUAGCACCAAAUCUAUUUGAUGUUAUAAGCCAUGAUUAUCUCUUACGUUGUGAAAUUAAAAGAGACAUGGCUUAGUGUUUCAUUGGCAUGAAUAUGAUUACGGCUUCUAGAACAGUAAAAGCAGGCAAGCUUUCUAACCAAUUGUGCAAUUUGUUUUCAGUUGUGAACCGACCCUCUGCAUGUCUGCUGAUGCACUGUUUGUAAUAGUUCACAAAGCUGAGCUACCAUUUAUAGUAGUCUCUUUUGUCUUAUAA